Messenger RNA from Physeter macrocephalus (sperm whale), 2457 nucleotides. RefSeq names its product F-box protein 43 (gene FBXO43). The record is from RefSeq and is a predicted model, not a curated record. Bases 523 to 2364 code for a protein of 613 amino acids. The transcript has 4 exons. Gene Ontology annotation, biological process: negative regulation of meiotic nuclear division; regulation of mitotic nuclear division. Gene Ontology annotation, cellular component: nucleus. NCBI's taxonomy places the organism in Eukaryota, Metazoa, Chordata, Mammalia, Artiodactyla, Physeteridae. Gene Ontology annotation, molecular function: zinc ion binding.
GAGACGCCCACCCACCCUCAGCCCGUCGGUGGCUUCCUGGGCCCUGGGGCCAGGCCGGGCCUCCCUCCGACAGCCUGGCCUGGGGAGGGUCCGCGGAGGGACGAGAGGCCCUAUUGACGCCUUGCGGAGACCGUUAACCACCCACCCGCCGACUGCUCCUGGCGGAGGAGAUGACCGCGCUGCAGCUUACACUGCAUCUCAGAAACCCCAAUUUGGGAAGUUUCCUCCGUUCCAAGGCUAGCUGGAGAAAACAAAGAUAUUAAAAUUACUGUUGUCCGGAAAGCUGGAGGAAAUUCAAAAUGAUUUAGGCCUUUUCAAGUGUUAGAACUAAUCCCUGUAGCAUGUACUUCACGUAUCCAAAUUUUAGCCGGUAUCGUGCUACUGCACGUUUCAAUGAAUUGUUCAAAUUAAAAUUUUCUCUUUAAGUGGCAUUACUUUGGCACGAAUUUUAAAGGCAAAGUGAGAAAUUUCCUUUUUUGGAAGCCUGCAUAACGUUGACGUCUAAGAACUCAAGCUUUACUGAUGAAACAGAUUUUGAAGAUGUCAGAAAGGCAUUCAGGUCAAGCUGGCACUGAAGCAGGAAAUGAGGUGGACUCUCCUAUUGUCAGUGUCAAGUCGUCCAGCUUUGGAGACUUUUGUUCCACAUCUUCAUUUCAAGAUAGUGGCUACAGUGAGCUGUUAAAAUCGUGCAGCUUUGAUAAUACAGAUAAAGAAUCGUUUGGAAAGAAAGAAAGAGGCUCAACAUUAAUCCAUGAACAUCCUGAAACUUCAAGUCUGGCCUUAACACAUAGUUUAGAGUCUCCCACUCAAAGAAAGAGAUUUGUCUUCCCCAGGAAGGAAAAGGAUAAAACCCCAGACCUUUGUGAAACUCCUAAAGUUAGUGGAAAAAAAUUUUUACUGCGCAGAAGAUUGGACGUAUCUUUCUCUCUUGUAAAGACGGACUUUGAAUCACAAAAUAGUUCUCUCGAAAGUAGUACAAGCCAAGUUCCCAAUUUAGAAAACAAUAUUCUAAGCAGUGCUUCAGGUUUCCCAAGGCAAAAUAAUUUUAGUUCUUUAGUUACUAGCACUUUGAAAACAGAAGAAGCGACUUCCAGCAGUCAAAAAUUGAGACUUAAUUUUUCUCAACAGAAGACGUCCACAGUUGAUGAUUCCAAAGAUAACUGUAGCCUAUUUGAAGUUGAAUGUAUAUCUCCAAUUCAAGGCAAUAGUUUUAAAGACUCUAUCACACAUGACUUUAGUGACAGCAGUCUAUGUAUUAAUGAUGAGAAUACAUAUCCUGAACUUCUGGGCUCUUCGGUCAGUGAAACAACUUGUGGAACAGAUGAGGACAUAUUUGUGACUCCAAUAAGUAAUCUUGUAGCAAAUGUUAAAUUUAAUGCAAGUCAAAGGCUUUCUCCUUUAGGUGAAGUGAGACGCCAUAUUUCAACACCUGAAGACAGUGGUUUUAACUCACUUUGCUUGGAUAAAUCAGAAGAUUCCCUCGCUGACCAAGAGGGCUCUUUCCAAGAACUGCUUCAGAAACAUAAGGGAACUCUCAAAGUCAGGAACACAGUAAAAAGGUCAAGGCGUCUUGGAAGAUUAAGAAGACUGUCCACCCUUAGGGAGCAAGGCUCACAAUCUGAGACAGAAGAAGAAAAGCAGCCCAACCUCUCUGGCUCUGAAUCAACACCAGUGGCUACUUCAGACAUCUCAGAGAGUCAGCCAAGCAGUGACAAUAAAAGUGGGGAUUUGAGUUUAAGCUUUAAGAAUUUAUCAAAGACCCCAGCCUUGCAGUUAGUGCAUGAGCUCUUUAUGAAAAGCAAAAGGAAAAGAUUCCAGCAAAGCGGUGCACGUGAAUUGUUAGAAGAAAGGGACGGGGGGAAAAUAGCUGUACUACAGCGUGUACUUGCAGGACUGAUUGGCAAGAAAAUGGGUAUAGAAAAACUGGACAUCUUAACAGAAUUAAAAUACAGAAAUUUAAAGCAUGUUCUUGCUAUGGUUUUAGAAUCCUUGGCUGCAGAAAGCCUAUGCAGUGUUUGGAAAGUGAGCAGAAAUUGGCGUGAAAUUAUUAUUCAAGAUAAAAAAGCAAACCAGAGGAGGAAAUUUCAUAUCACACAACUGAAAACAGAUUCUGAGGUUGCCAAAACACUUUUUAUUGAUGAAGCAUUAAAACCUUGCCCAAGGUGCCAAUCCCCUGCUAAGUACCAGCCUUAUAAGAAAAGGGGACUAUGUAGCAGCACAGCCUGUGGUUUUGACUUUUGUGUGUUAUGUUUGUGUGCUUAUCAUGGGUCUGAAGAAUGUAGUAGAGGAGCAGCAAAGCCAAGAAAUAGAAAAGAUGCUCUUCCAGGAAGUGCCCAGAGUAAGCGGAAUUUAAAACGCCUCUAAAGAGACUUCAAAUAUAAAAGAAGCAUUCCCUCUAAGCAACAUAUUGUUUGGCUUAAAAUUAUGAAUAUUUUGAAAGCAUGCAAGUCUUCCCAU